CACUCUGCCCAGCGAUGUUGGAAGAGCCUGCCAUUGCAGUCACACUUAUUGCCUAGAUGUGACAUUGUGUCACUGUUUAUAUUACAUAUGCCACAGUCUCUGCUCCAAUCUGUUUUCUGAAGAUCUAGAAUUAGGAUUCGGUUUUUGGGCUGUGUCUGCUGACGAUCCCCCAUGUGAUUCUAUAAGUGGGAAUGUGGGAGCCCCACCUGCCUUCUGGGUCUGCCCGAAGCUAAUGCGUUCCUGGAGGCUUGCGGGCAGAGGGCUGGCUGCAGCUGUCUUGUCCAGAUGAUCUGCCGGACCUUUCCGCGGUGCGAACUGUAAGGCAUGAAGAGACCACAAGGCAGAUGCGCCGGAAAGGCUCUCCCGGUCCAGAGAGCAGGGACAGCGGUUUCAGUGAGGGCAUAAAGAAGAUCCUCUUCCGGCAGUCUGGGCACAGGAGAGCGGAUUCUCUGGGAAAACCUGGACCUGAGGGAGUCUGCAAACCCUGAGAGUUUCUGCAGAUUAAAGGGAGCAGCAACGGCUGUAGCAGCGACGGUGAAUUGGCUGAGCCAGAGGACCUGCUCCACUACCGCCCCCCACAAGCAGUAGAGCCCAGAGUCGCUAAGCAGUUCAGCCAGAACCACCCCAGCAUGGACAGUCCAACCGACCACUGCCCAGAGCACCCGCACAAACAACAGACUGGCCAGAACAGGGGCCGUCGGAUCACACAAGACAACAUGGGCUACAGCAGUGGAGGCUGGGCCACCACAGACCCCGCCCACUGGGGUGGGUUCAGCCCCUGGAUGCACGAGUACGAGAGCCAGAGCGACUCGGACGUGGACCGCCCGGAGCCCGACGUGGUGCUGGACGACCUGGCCAGCCGCAGGUUCCGCAGCCCCUCCCCCGCAACCCCAGCCAAUUACGCCAUUCCCAUGAGUCCCGUGGGCACCAGGGCAGGGGGCGGGUUGUCCCUACAACAGGCGGCCGCCCGUCAGGCCCCCUCGCGGCAAAACCUGGCCUACCUCAGUAGCUCCUCACCGUCGCCCACACCUGGCAGACUGAGGCCCUCUUUGGAGGAUGUCCCACUGACAGAGGAGUUGUACAAGGAUUCGGAGGAUGAGGAGGGUGAAGGGGAGGAGGGGUAUGCUGACCCCAUUCAGGAUGACCUCUAUACCCGUAGGGUGGGCCUUAGCCACCAGCCCUCCAAAAACGUGGCCUAUGACAAGUUCCUGCCCAAGUAUUGGACGCCAGAGGAGGAUGCUCAUGUUCGCAAGAUCAAACUGGGGUCCCAGCGUCGUCCAUGGUACAGGAAGAUGCAAGGGCUCAGCCCAAAGAAAUCCGGUUCAUCGUCAGAUGACUCUGACUGUGACGUCAGUCCUUGGCUUGGAAGGCCUUCACCUGCACGUCCUUAAACUGGCAGGCCUCCUAAUUACCUUAAAGCACUUAGAGGCUCUGCCCACCCUUUCCUCCUCACAGCUGUUUGGUUGAUUCUGCAGUUUGAUUCCAUAUGGACAGAAGCAACUUUCCAAAGGAUAAUCAUGCUAUAUCCAAUCUUGGCAUACUAAUGUGGUCUAAUAAUUAAUCAUGGAUUUUAACUAAUAUUCUCCAUGUGUUUUCAAUUCUGUGUCUAUAAUUACAAUAUUCUGAUCUGGUUCCUUACCAUCAUAAUUUAUACACAGCUAUGUCAUAAAGGGAUACUGCUCCUGACUUAUUUUUACAUGCCUACAUAUUGUAUGUACAUUUGUUCAGAAGAUAGGUCAUUUAUUUUCUUUAAGAAAAUUUGCUUUGCACAUUUAGUUAGAGUAGCAAUACAAUCGCAUACUGUAAAACAUGUUUUGUAUGACUACAGUAUCAAUAGCAAUACAGUUCCAAAUAUUUACUAAUGUACAAUUUCAAGUGAGUAUUUGAGAGGUAAUAUAACAUCUAACAAACAUGAAAGUUUCAUUUAAAAAAAAUGUUUUGAAGGUACAUUUUAAUCCUGGAGUCUAGAGGUGGCAUCAUCAUGUGUGAAAGUGAGAAUCUCAGCUUUUGGCUCUGUUGUGGAUCUGGUAUUAUUUCUUUUGCAUUUACAGUCUUGCAAAUGCGUCUUUGCUCUUCUGUCUUUUUUCCAACCUCCUGCUCACACACACCCACACACCAUUUCACAGCCUUCACGGAGACCUCUGUGGCUUACAUCACACCUGUGAGGGCAUGACCGAGUGUUGCACCUCACCUGCAGUGAAACUGCCAUUACACUGUUACACUGUUAAAGUGUAAUGAAGCCUCCUUUCCAGGACCAGGUACCGCCACAUCUUUGACAACCGUUCCGGAACUUUCCUUUCUGACAGUGAUGACAUUCACCAGAUGGGCCCGUUGCUUCAACAGUACUGCGAUUCAGUUUUGCAGCCCAGAUAGGCAGAGGUAUGAAGAUAUGAGAUAUCAAGUGGACAUAUUUUGUACAAAGCAAUAUGAACUUUAUAUUGUGUAUAUAUACAUAUAUUCAUUUAUGUUUAUUUGUUUGUUUUGUUUUUUUCUUGCUUGAAUUGAAAUUGGACAAAUUCAAUUCUGGUGCACAUCAGAUAUGAAAUAAACAAGAGGUAACUGGAAAGUCUUUGGUGACAAUAAUGAUGAUGGGUGCAUUUUGGGAGACUGGCUUUGAGACUAACACCUACGUUCGAGUUUGACGGUUUGAUUAUCACUCCUCCACAAGCAGUGGGGAGUUCACACGGACGUAUAAAUGCAGGAAUGCAAUGAACAAAGUGGUGAGCGAAGGUUUAUUCCAGGUUGUCAUUAUUUAUAUACCGCUUUAUAUUGUUCCUCAUUUUUUCUCUGUGGAAGGAUUGGGAGUUGUAUCAGGUCUGACAGAAUCAAAUAAAUAUAUUUGAGCAGAA
This is a messenger RNA of Anguilla rostrata (American eel), 2849 nucleotides long. RefSeq names its product LIM domain only protein 7-like. Bases 630 to 1391 code for a protein of 253 amino acids. The transcript is spliced from 7 exons. NCBI's taxonomy places the organism in Eukaryota, Metazoa, Chordata, Actinopteri, Anguilliformes, Anguillidae. The record is from RefSeq and is a predicted model, not a curated record. Gene Ontology annotation, biological process: regulation of cell adhesion; regulation of signaling.